AAUACAGGUCUCUGAGCAAGCUGGAGACCAGACAACUGCUUUCGCUACUCGACUUGCACAGACCGAAGAGUUCGCAGUCUACAAUCAGUAUGGCUCCUGUCAAAGUGUAUAACACAGCCCUGACAACGAAAGAAAAAAUUAAAAUGAGAAAACCUGUUGUGGAGAAGAUGCGCAGAGACCGUAUCAACAACAGCAUCGAGCAGCUGAAAGCGCUGCUUGAAAACGAGUUCAAAGCGAAUCAGUCCAGCUCCAAGCUCGAGAAAGCAGACGUUCUCGAAAUGGCCGUGUUUUAUUUGCGGGGCAGUGCGUAUCCAACUACCCAAUGCCACUCGCCUGCUCCCCGCCAGAGCUACACGGAGGGAUUCACCAAAUGCCUGGAGGAAACUCUGCACUUCCUGUCCAUGCACGAGCGAUCCAAAGACUCUCAACACAAACUGCUGAAACACUUUCACCGGGCGGAAUGGAAGGGUGACAGAGACCAGCGCAGCCCGGCGGUCGCAGAGCAUUGCCCUACCGCCGUCCGUGCUCCAAAACGCGCUGGAACAAGCGACAGAAAUCCGCUGUGGAGGCCGUGGUGAACGCGUCUUCGUCACAAUUUAAGACUAUGUCCAUGUAAAAUUCCAGAGGACGCAUUGGCUUCUUGUGCAGCCAUAGUUAAAUCGUUCUCUAAUGAGUAGGAAAUGUUUAUUCCCAUUUUUAAAUCUAACACUUGUAGACAAAAGUUGUCGUAAAUUCUAAUAUUCUGUAUAGAAUGGUUUAUUUUGUACACGUUUGCAUUUAACAAUGCUGUACUACUAACUUCACUGCUGUGAAGAGAUUUUUUUUCUUUACAUAUUGUAAAAAAUGUUGUCAUUGCCUAUCUCAGGGUUCUUCUGAGGGGGGAUUUUUACGCUUUGUAUUCAGAUCUAGAUCCCCAGCUUCUGGCUUGUGCUUCCUGUGUGAUCGUGCAUUUAUCAUAUUGAUAGUAUUUUUGCACUUAUUUCUAUCAUGCAAUCUUGUGUGAAGAAAAAUAAAUCAUUUAAAACAAAU
Molecule: messenger RNA, 1029 nt
Organism: Anguilla anguilla (European eel)
Lineage: Eukaryota; Metazoa; Chordata; Actinopteri; Anguilliformes; Anguillidae
Gene: her2
Product: hairy-related 2
Exons: 2
Coding region: 90-578 (162 amino acids)
Biological process (GO): regulation of neurogenesis; regulation of transcription by RNA polymerase II; anterior/posterior pattern specification
Cellular component (GO): nucleus
Molecular function (GO): RNA polymerase II cis-regulatory region sequence-specific DNA binding; DNA-binding transcription factor activity, RNA polymerase II-specific; protein dimerization activity
Source: RefSeq, a predicted model, not a curated record